Molecule: messenger RNA, 2041 nt
Organism: Sphaerodactylus townsendi
Lineage: Eukaryota; Metazoa; Chordata; Lepidosauria; Squamata; Sphaerodactylidae
Exons: 6
Coding region: 208-1917 (569 amino acids)
Biological process (GO): regulation of DNA-templated transcription
Molecular function (GO): nucleic acid binding
Source: RefSeq, a predicted model, not a curated record
AAGAGCCUGAUCUCUCUGCAGGCAGCAUUGGCGUCUUCCCCGCGAUCUAGUGGGUUAUGCGGGCACAUUUGGGUAGGGGGGGUUGCAGAAAUAAAGCAAAGCAAUGAAGGCGAAAGCGGGAGGGGAACGCUGAAUACGAGACUGUUAAGAGCAGCGGGGCUGCACCCUGAAUCGUCUCCUCAUUAGGGUGGGGUGGAAAGAACCAGUAUGCAGCCUUCUCAGGAGAUCGUAACUUUCCAGGAAGUGUACGUGUAUUUCACCGAUGAGGAGUGGGCUCUGCUGGAUCAGGACCAAAGAGCCUUGUUCAUUGACGUCAUGCUGGAGAACUAUGGGCUCAUGGCUUCUCUGGGGUUCGUUCCCAAUCCUAACCUGGACUUUUGGGUGAAAGAAGAGGAAGAUCAGCUUCUUCACUAUUUCGAGGAAGGGGAAAGUUCAGCAGCUCCCAAGCCUGACCUGAUCUCCUGGUUCAAAGAAGAGGAAGAUCCCUCUGUCAGGGAUUGCACAGAAGUGGAGACCGUGACAGACGCUGCAGAGAAAUCUCCUCAGUGUUAUUUUAAAUUGCAUCGCAAAGGUCAGACAAUUAGAAGCCAGACUCAGCAAAUAAUCCUCAAUGUGUAUUCACGCAUCAGGGAAAAGCACCCGAGCCUCACUGUCGAGGAAUGUGCGGAAGAAACCUCAAGGUUAACCGGCAUGCCUUCUGCGGCCAUCCACAGGGCAAAGAAACUGUGGCACACAACUGGCGGAGUUCUUGGGACGCCGGGCAAGAAACGCCCUCGCAGAUCCGAGACAAAGAGGAGGGACGUGAAAUGUGACAGUAUUUCUUGCUGCGCCAUCAGGGGUAUUGUACACAAGUAUUUCUUCAAAAACGAACCACCCACACUGAAUAAAAUACUCAAUGAUGUCAACAGCGACCCGGAUCUGCCUUGCAUUUCCAAAACGACAUUGCACCGCAUUUUGAGAGACAUUGGCUUUGCCUACAAUCGCAGACAUAGGAAUUGCACUUUGACUGACAAACCUGACGUCGUAGCUUGGAGGCAUCGUUACCUGAGAAAGAUUCGCCAUUUCCGUUCAGAGGGGAGGAAGAUUUUUUUCCUGGAUGAGACGUGGGUGAACGCAGGACACACAGCCGCAAAAUGUUGGCAGGAUCAAACCGGGACGUCAGAAAAGGAUGCCUUCUUCCCCAGGAACUUGCCGACAGGACUCAAAGAUCCAUCUGGCAAGGGUAGUCGCUUGAUUUGCGCUCACUGUGGGAGCGAGGAAGGCUUUGUGGAGGAUGCAUUACUUCUGUUUAAGUCGAAGACAACAACAGGCGAUUACCAUCAGGAAAUGAGUGGGGACAACUUUGAAAAAUGGUUUGCUGAGUUGCUGCUUAAGCUGCCCCCGGAAAGUGUCAUUGUGAUGGACAACGCCUCUUAUCACUCAGUGAAGUCCGAUAAGAUCCCGACGACUCGGUCCAGAAAGGACACCAUUAGGACGUGGCUGACAGAGAAGGGCAUCUCUUGGGUGCAUGAGCAAGUGAAGCCCGAACUGCUUCUUUUGGUGCAAAGGGAAAAGUACCGAUUUGUUCGGUAUCGCGCAGACGAGAUGGCUAUCGCCGCCGGGCAUCAAGUGCUCCGACUGCCUCCUUAUCAUGCGGAGUUGAACCCCAUAGAGUUGGUGUGGAGUUACAUAAAAGGACAUGUGGCACUUAACAACACCACUUUCAAACUGAAGGAUGUCAAGAAAUUAUUUGUGCAAGGGGUGCGUGCCGUGACCCCAGAGAUGUGGAGCAGCUUCGUCCAGCACGUGAUGGAGAAGGAGAAGCAGUUCUGGGAUCUUGACUUUCUCCAGGAAGACAAUGAAACUUCCUCAAUGAAGAUCCCCCUGGAGUCAGAUUCCGAGAGCGACUCCUAUGAGAGCGAGGGAGUUUCUGAAUAAGUAAAAGAAGAGGAGUUUCGUUUUAUACCCCCACCUCUUGUAAGGAGACUCAAGGUGGCUUACAAGCUCCUUUCCCCUCCUCCCCACAGCAGACACAGCAGUGAGGUAGGUGGGACUGAGAGAG